Messenger RNA from Osmerus eperlanus (European smelt), 1911 nucleotides. RefSeq names its product zinc finger protein 530-like. The record is from RefSeq and is a predicted model, not a curated record. The transcript has 2 exons. NCBI's taxonomy places the organism in Eukaryota, Metazoa, Chordata, Actinopteri, Osmeriformes, Osmeridae. Bases 279 to 1496 code for a protein of 405 amino acids.
UUCGAGACCGCCUGCCGGGGCCGCUGGGUGGAGUGCAUUUGUCAAACCUGUACAUUUUUCUUAAAAAUUAUUGAAUCGUAUACUACGUUAUUGAACAACGUACAUGUAAAUAGCAAUACUUUUAGCAUGACAUAAUAUUCCUGGUGAUCUUAUUGACACACACGGAAUGGUUGCUGACUGGACAUCAGCUAGCUAGCUAGCUAACGUUAGCUAACUAGUUUGACGCUAUGACAGGCUCCUGAACUGUGUAAACUCAGUCUACACACCAAGAACUCUUCAUGAUGCAAAAGACGCAAAUAGAAAACGACAACCUUUCCACACAUUUCGACAGUGUUGGAUCAGACUGUGAGCUUGAGGAUGACCUCCCCUUCUGCUUUAGCUGUGAGGAGUGGUUUCCAGACAGGAUGUGGUUAGAGGAACACUGGUGUCCAGCUGUAAAGUACAUCUGCACCUGUGGAACCGAGUUCUCUUUGUACAUGGACAUGUUGAAACACAGCUCCAACCAUGAACCAGGUCAUUCCAUGCUGGAUCAUUCCACCAUAAAGAAGCGCAGGAUGGAAAUGAUGAAACAGAAAGAAAGGCAGGUUAGAUGGUUUAAACCAGUGCAUAUAAAUUCUCCUUCUAAGCCCCUGAGUUCUCCAAUUGUAUCAACGGUUGACCUCUGGCCUCUGUAUCAGCCAGUGGUGCUGUUGAAGACUCUGCGGUGUUUUGAUAAGGAAAAACCCUUCCAGUGUGCCAACUGCGAGGAGGGCUUUACAUCGAAGAACAAUCUGAUCAGGCACCACACUGUUCACAAUAAAAGGCGAGUUCUAGCCUGUGUGCUUUGUGGUGAGCUUCUGCCCAUCAGUAAAUCAGUGCCAGUACCCCAUAUAUGUCACUCAUCCUCCACAGCCCUCAUGGCCAGGAUUACAUCUGCCCCAAAGGCCAGAAGCACAACUGCUCCAGUGGUCAGAAAAACAACAGCUUCUACCGCCCUCAGUAUCACAACUGCACUGAAUGACAAGGUGUUUAAGAUGGAUGUGGGUGAAGAGCAUCCUAUUGGUAUACCUGAGGGAGCACAGACAUAUACCCUUUCAAAGCACCGAGUGUGUGAGAAGACAAUGCUUGAGACGCCUGGGAAGGAGUGCUUCAGAUGUAGAUUGUGUCAAUUACCAUUUCAUACUGCUCAUUUGCUUCAGAGACACGAGUGUGAAAAAGCUUCAGGUUAUGUUGAACGGCUGGCGUUGAUGCCAAAAAAUCGCAGGAGAGUAAAGCAUUCUCCAAGCCCCUACACUCAAAACACUGCUGACAGAGAGCUUCAAGUCAAUAUCCAAGCUUCCAGAGGUAUUCAGAGGUACCACAACAAGGCAGUUGGGCCUGACUUAACGUUAAAGGGGCCUGCUGUUACAAUAAAAACAGAAUGUGAUUCAGACGAUGACUGUUAUGUGAUAGAAAGCUCUUCUUCUAAACCAACUCAGCUGUUAAAAAUGACGUACGCUUCAACCCUUUCCCAGUAAGAGAUAAACAUUAACAAUAAACAAUUCCUAAUUUGCAGACACCACAUUUACACAAAUGAUUAAUGGUCAUAGAAGACUGUCUUGUAAUGUGCUACACAGCAAGGUUAGGUUACAUGUCGUUUGUUUAAAUGUCGUGCCCUGAAUUUGUUACACAUUCCUUUAAAAGGACAUAGGUUUGCACUAUCAAUGAGGUCUGCAUGAUUAAGAUAAAUACGUCAAUGAAUGGAUUUAUGACUGAUUUAAUUAUUUUUGCAAAGUAACUCUGCAAAAUGGACAGUUUGAGCAUUGUUCACAUGCUGCCUUGCUGUUUGUAUAUGUGUUUUUUUGCAGUUAUUUUUAAAUCGUUAUUUCAUUGUCUAAAUUAAAGAGAAUAUUUCCCUCUGCUGGUCGUGUCCUAAUAAAUUGGGUUGUCUUU